Molecule: messenger RNA, 672 nt
Organism: Diaporthe amygdali
Lineage: Eukaryota; Fungi; Ascomycota; Sordariomycetes; Diaporthales; Diaporthaceae
Exons: 2
Coding region: 1-672 (223 amino acids)
Source: RefSeq, a predicted model, not a curated record
AUGGCUUCCCAAACGCCUACAGGCGCCUCUCAGAGGCUGCUCACCAUGAAGUUUAUGCAGAGAGCAGCUGCAGCAACUACUUCACCAACAUCGCCGAGCACUCCGACGUCCGACGACAGGCAAACAUCCAAACGACGAAAGAUUUCUGGACAGUCCUCACUGGGUACUCCCCAGACACCAAGCUACGUCAUUGAUCACAAGGCGGCGCAAGCUGCGAUAGAAGAGGAGGAGAGAAAACGCCAGGAGCAUGCGGCGAGGCAAGCGGAAAAGCUGGGCGACUCUCACUGGGUUCUUGAUGCCGCAAAACUCCCCCGCCCAGACCGGCAAGCCGGCAAGCUCCUCAAUGUGGUGCAGGUCGGGUUCUCGCAGAUUGACAGCAGGGGAGGAGUGGAGGACGAGCAAGCAAGCGAAAAGAGCGACUCAGACUCAGACAGCGACUCUUCGGAUUCGGGAUCAUCUGGUUCGUCCAGUGAGGAUUCUGCCGAGGAAGGACCAAGCCAAUCUGGUCGCGUUAGUUACGGGUCACAAAAACGCUCGGAAAUUCGGUCCAGGCAAAGUGCCGAACGUGAGAGGGUCCAGAAGCUGGCCAAAGAGCGUCGCAAGAAAGAGGUCAAGCUUAACACGCUGACUUCGAUCUCCGGCGGCUCGAACAAUUUUGGACGACGACGAUGA